GUGCAAGGAAAAGAGGAUGGUAAAUCAGGCGAGUUACGGCUACCUCUAAAAUAGGUGCUGAGGACAAUUCAACAAUGAAGAAGACAACUUAAUUCUUGUCUCCAGGAGCUCACAAUCUAGAAAUGAAGACAAACCUGGAGUCCUAAUCUGGUGCUUUUUUCACUAUACCAUAACACCUCUCUUGGACCUCUUAAGUAUAUCAGGUUACCUUCAUGAGGAAGAAGCAGUGGCCAUUGGGGAUGUGGAAAGACAUUCUAGGCAGAAGGAAAAGUUUUGCUGGAGAUUAACAGGACUUGGAUCAGCAGAUUCUUACUUCAGCUAUCACAAUGGCAGCCCGUUUCACAUGGUCUUUUGUGGUUUUGCUCUUUAAUACCUCAAUAACUAAAAGUCCUCUAAUGAAUUGCAAACACAGUUGACUGGGGAUUGAACCUGCAACCCAGAAGCUCACCUGGAUAUAGUGGCCUUCUCUGGGACACCUGAGCCACACCGUCAGAGUCCAAUUUGAGGAAGAUGAAACUAAAGAGUACCUGAUGUAUCCAUCCCCUGAGAUUCUUAUCCAACUUGUGGAGGUGAUGGAUCAACUGCAUCUAGGGGAAUCAGUUGCUGCAGUUCUCCGUAACAGGAGACGGAGACAAUUGUCUUUAAAACAAGCCGAUUUCAAGGAUAUAUUCAAAAAAUCAACUUCAGGAUCUCUCGUGGAAGAGGAAGACCAACACAUGAAAUUGUCCCUUGGAAGCAGCGAAAUGGGCCUCUCAUCCCAUUUGCAGUCUUCCAAGGCAGGAGCGACUCGCAUCUUUACCAGCAAUACCCACAGUUCUGUGGUGUUACAGGGCUUUGACCAGCUUCGACAUGAAGGCUUGCUUUGUGAUGUGACCCUGAUGCCAGGUGACACGGAUGAUGCCUUCCCUGUGCAUAGAGUCAUGAUGGCCUCUGCCAGUGAUUACUUCAAGGCUAUGUUCACAGGCGGAAUGAAAGAACAAGAUUUAAUGUGCAUUAAGCUUCAUGGCGUGAGCAAAGUCGGUUUAAGGAAAAUUAUUGAUUUCAUUUAUACUGCAAAACUUUCUCUUAAUAUGGACAACCUUCAAGACACACUGGAAGCUGCCAGUUUUCUACAGAUUCUGCCGGUAUUGGACUUCUGCAAAGUGUUUCUCAUAUCUGGGGUCACUUUAGACAAUUGUGUUGAAGUUGGGCGGAUUGCCAACACCUACAAUCUGACAGAAGUGGAUAAAUACGUUAACAGUUUCGUCUUGAAGAAUUUUCCUGCAUUGCUGAGCACUGGGGAGUUCUUGAAACUCCCCUUUGAGCGUCUUGCCUUCGUGCUUUCCAGUAAUAGCCUUAAGCACUGCACUGAACUUGAGCUCUUUAAGGCUACCUGUCGCUGGCUACGAUUGGAAGAGCCUCGGAUGGACUUUGCUGCAAAAUUAAUGAAGAACAUACGAUUUCCACUGAUGACACCACAAGAGCUGAUUAAUUAUGUGCAAACCGUGGAUUUCAUGAGAACUGACAAUACUUGUGUGAAUCUCCUUUUGGAAGCCAGCAAUUACCAAAUGAUGCCAUACAUGCAGCCAGUUAUGCAGUCAGACAGGACUGCCAUUCGGUCUGACACCACUCAUUUGGUUACACUAGGAGGAGUGCUGAGGCAGCAGCUGGUUGUCAGCAAGGAAUUGCGCAUGUAUGAUGAAAAGGCCCAUGAAUGGAAAUCAUUAGCCCCUAUGGAUGCCCCAAGGUACCAGCAUGGCAUUGCCGUCAUUGGAAAUUUCCUCUAUGUCGUUGGAGGACAGAGUAAUUAUGACACAAAAGGAAAAACCGCUGUCGAUACAGUCUUCAGAUUUGAUCCUCGAUACAAUAAAUGGAUGCAAGUUGCAUCUUUAAAUGAAAAGCGCACCUUCUUCCACCUAAGUGCCCUCAAAGGAUAUCUGUAUGCAGUUGGUGGGAGAAAUGCAGCUGGUGAACUUCCUACAGUAGAAUGUUAUAAUCCAAGAACAAAUGAAUGGACCUAUGUUGCCAAAAUGAGUGAGCCCCACUAUGGCCAUGCUGGAACUGUGUAUGGAGGAGUAAUGUAUAUUUCAGGAGGAAUUACUCAUGACACUUUCCAAAAGGAGCUCAUGUGCUUUGACCCCGAUACUGACAAAUGGAUUCAGAAGGCGCCAAUGACCACCGUCAGAGGUCUGCAUUGCAUGUGUACAGUUGGAGAAAGGCUCUAUGUCAUUGGUGGCAAUCACUUCAGAGGAACAAGUGAUUAUGAUGAUGUCCUAAGCUGUGAAUACUACUCACCUAUCCUUGACCAGUGGACCCCAAUUGCUGCCAUGUUAAGAGGGCAGAGUGAUGUUGGGGUCGCUGUCUUUGAAAAUAAAAUCUAUGUGGUUGGUGGGUAUUCCUGGAAUAAUCGUUGUAUGGUAGAGAUAGUGCAGAAAUAUGAUCCAGAUAAAGAUGAAUGGCAUAAGGUUUUUGAUCUCCCAGAGUCCCUUGGUGGCAUCCGAGCUUGCACACUCACAGUUUUUCCACCUGAAGAAACCACACCAUCACCUUCUAGAGAGUCCCCUCUUUCUGCACCUUAAGAUCACCCCUACAACUAAGAUGCUGUAGUCCUAUCUUUGCAAUGUGUCAUGAUUCUCUUCUUUUGCUGCCCCCUCUUAAAUAGUGUAUGUUAGGAUUAGCCUCCAGUAAUUGAUGCAGAUAUUGGAAAAAAGACAACAUUGAUGUUAUUUGUGCUGUUUGUUUGGCUUAGAGUGUUUAUAAAGUGGUAACAAAAACCAUUCUGGAAAUGUACUCCAUAGAAGCUGAUGUUUAACAUACAAAAAGAAAAAAAAGUUAUUGUCUUUAAAAUGUUUCUUCAGUGCUUUUUUGAUGCUGUGUACUGGGUAUGAGGUAUUUGUCAUCUUACAUUAGAAAGCCCAAUAAAUCACAUUGAAGGUGGAUUGUAGUAAAUAUACAACUGUGCUAACUAGGCUUCAAGUAAAAAGUUUUCCUUUCAUCUGAGUGUCAAAGGGAGGCAGCCUGCUCCAACAGAAACAAUAGACAAAGGUUGCCAACUCGCAUGAGCUACCUCCCUCUUUUCAUAAAGCAUUUUUGACAUAUCUGUCAACCCACCUGUCUGUGUGGGUGCAUUGAGAAUAUAUAAUGUUUCUUAGACACACAGGAGAAAGAGUAACUGAAAUUCACCAAUAUUAAUUUUUAAAAUGCAGCAUGCCCCUCUAAUUAUAAACAAGGUUUGGGAGUUUUUAAAGUGUGUAUAAAUACAUCCACACACAUAGAAAUAUCAAAUGCAAAACUUUAGAAAUUGAAUGGCAUGUCAAAUAAAUGUAAAAAAAUAAAUUUGUUUAAGAAAGAAGCUUCCAUUAAGAUGGGAAUUCAGUAUGUACAUACUGAAUGCACAUAUGUAGAGUCAUGUUGAAUUAAGUGGAUGAUGGCUGGAAAUUUUGAGCAAAAAAAAAUCUGUCACUUGACCCAAUUUUACCUUCCAAAACUGUAAAUUACACCUUCUCCUUUGCUGUUGAGGUAACUUCCAUAUUGUAUGUAUUCUGUAUACUCUCAGUUCAUAAGGUUAUUUAGCACAAAGUAAAGCAGCUUCACCUGGCAAGCUGCUUUUGCUCAGUGAAUUCAACUUCCAUGUUUUAUCUUUUUGUUCAAUAAAAAAACAUUUAAUGUCA
Molecule: messenger RNA, 3650 nt
Organism: Myotis daubentonii (Daubenton's bat)
Lineage: Eukaryota; Metazoa; Chordata; Mammalia; Chiroptera; Vespertilionidae
Gene: KLHL13
Product: kelch like family member 13
Exons: 13
Coding region: 531-2558 (675 amino acids)
Biological process (GO): regulation of cytokinesis; protein ubiquitination
Cellular component (GO): Cul3-RING ubiquitin ligase complex
Molecular function (GO): cullin family protein binding; ubiquitin-protein transferase activity
Source: RefSeq, a predicted model, not a curated record